AUGAGUACCCCUUUGUUUUUCCUGUUUUUCGAAGCAGUAAUUACAUUGACAGUGAACGAAAAGCGUGAAUGGAAUUGGUUUUGCCCGUCAGUAUUCCUAUAUUUGGCAAGUAUAGUGCCUGCGAUUUGGUUGCUAGAGCUGGAUAAAGUCGACAGGAGAUUGAAAGUAAGGGAAGAAUUAGAUUUCAAUUUAACUACAGGCGGUCAGCUGAAGGAUAUCAACAGUCUCAUAGGGGUUGAAAUUAAAUUACCAGAAAUCGCGUUGAGCACAGAAACAUGGAUAACUUUAAUAGAGCAGUUUCUAAUGUUAAUUUUAAUAAUUGGAAGAUGGAUGCUGCCAAAAGGUGACCUCACUAGGGAUCAACUGAGCCAACUGUUACUCGUCUAUAUCGGCACUGCCGCUGAUAUAAUAGAAUUCUUCGAUUCCUUCAAAGAUGAUAAGAUUGCUGCCGAACCUAUCUUGGUUCUUUUAACGUUAGCUAUCUGGUCCUGGAGUCUCAUGCAAUUCACUGUGGUUUUGACUGCGACUAAAUCUAGAAAAUCUCGCCUUACCACAGCAGGAUCAACCAUCAAAAGAUCUGAAAGCUGUUGUACUAUAGACGUCUGGGGCAUAGCCCUCAACAUCACCCUCCAAGACGCACCUUUCCUAGCUUUUCGACUCCUCCUCAUCACCCACUUCCAAAUAAUCUCCUACAUGAAUGUGUUCUUUACCUGCAAGAAUACUUUGGUGAUCCUCCUCCAGAUAUACCGGCUGUACGUGGUCUACAGCGAGCACCAUAAGAAGCAGUCGAAGGAGGAUUUUGAACUGACAAAUAUUUCCAUUAUAUCCAGAGCUGAUAUGUACGACAACAGAAGGAAAGCAAAGAAGAAUAAAAAGGAUGCGAGGAGCAAGAGAAGUUCCAGUAGGCAGUCCGCGAGGUCGGAGGACUUUAGCGAAAAUGACGGUAGCGACGAUGAUGACAAUGUCAAUAGAAGAAAUAGGAAAGUAAAGAAUUCACGGAAAGACACCGGCUAUUCCACAGCUAGUUCCCACACCAGCAUAAGAAACAACCUCCAGAAAUCUCAGUCCAAACGGUCCACGAGAAGCAGUCGCGAAUCCGCCGAUCCCGACGAGACCAGGCAGAUGUUCAAGCAGAAGCUAAAACGCACCGACAGAGACACGAGAGGAAGACGAAAGCUGGAGGACGCUCUGUCUGAGGAGAGCGAGAGCGACGUGACCUUCCUGGAGGAAGAACCCAAAAGGGACAAAACCAAGAGGGGCCGCAGCAAAGACAAGCAAUACCGGAAAGAGACCACAGUGUCCAUGACCACGAGUGACCCGUCAUCCGACUGACGUCAUCAAUUAGCCAUAAUGGCUAUUUUCUGCUUGUACUUAUUUAUUUUUAUAUGUUGCAUGUUUUUUAUAUACUGUGGUAUCAAUACUGAGGGCCUCAUCAUUGCUAAGGUCAAUAAGAAGAACAAAACCUCCUACUAGGCAUAG
This is a messenger RNA of Anoplophora glabripennis (Asian longhorned beetle), 1479 nucleotides long. RefSeq names its product transmembrane protein 26. The transcript is spliced from 7 exons. The coding region runs from base 1 to 1332 and encodes 443 amino acids. The record is from RefSeq and is a predicted model, not a curated record. Lineage: Eukaryota; Metazoa; Arthropoda; Insecta; Coleoptera; Cerambycidae.